CCAAGUUGAAGAGAUCGGGAUCGCGAUCACAUGCAAAGCAAUCGCAGGUUGCAUAUCCCAAUUGAAUCAAUUGCAUAGCUCUAAUUCGCUGUACAGGACGGGCAGGGACGAGUUAUGCUGCGUCAUAGCUGUAGGGGACCCGCUAGCGCAUCUUGGAAUCCCUGGAAUCCCGGCUCCAGCUUUCUUUUGAGCCGAGAAACAACAUGUGCCACUUGCCGAGGCCGACAAAAAGAAACGUCAGCUUUAUUCCAUCUUUCCAGCCUCCACGGGAAAAUGCCUUCCUUCCAUUCCAUACGAAAAUCGUAGUAUCUAUCAUCUUUCGGCAGAUUCGAUCAAUCCCUACAUAACAUAACAUCAAUGAUCCGGUAACAUCCCCGAACUACCCAAUUCCCGACAACGUCGCUCUCCUCGCGACGUAAAUCGACCUCACCCGCCCCUUUCCACACUCCCAUCUCAACCGGCUUCCUCAACCCACCCCCAAAAAUGUCCUCCCCAAUCCUCCCCCCCGAGCCCACAGCCCUCGAAAGCGCCAAAGCAGCGCUGGAGCGCAUAAUUCUAAACCCAGCGUACCACGACGUCCUCGCGAUCCUCAAAGCCGCGCGCAACGGCGCCGUCUACGGGGCCAAAGUGCGGUUCCCGCACGCCCUGGUAAUGGUGUUCCUCUUCCGGCCGGGCACGCUCGCGGAAAAGACGUCCCUCGUGAUCCGCGCGACGCGCACGCACGCGCAGAACCUGGCGCGCUUCGCCGUGAUAUACAAGCUCGUGUGCUAUGUGCUGAAGAACUGGGGCGCGAGUCCGGGGAAAGAAGGGAAAUACGACACCAUGCUCGCGGGACUGGUAGGCGGGUACGCGGUGUUCGGCGGGAGGGGAAAGCGCAGCGGCAAGAUAUCGAGCGUGAACCAGCAGAUCGUGGUGUACGUGUUCGCGCGCGUGAUCCUAGCGCUAGCGCGGUUGGCCGUAAAGCCCGCGUCUGCGGAUGGGUUUGCGGGCGGUCUGCCGUUUUUAUCGCGGCCUGAUGUCUCGGAGCUGAUAUCGUACUAUGCGUGGCCGGUGUUCGCAGCGACGUCGUGGGGCGCGGUUAUGCAUAUCUUCCGCUACCAUCCCGAGGAGUUGCAGCCGUCGCUUAGGAGUAGUAUGACGUAUAUUUACCAGCAGUCGGAUACGUGGGAUGGGUUGAGGAAUUUUAUGUGGCAUAAUAAAUAGUUGGCUGGUAAUUGCCAACUAAGCUGUCAAGGUUGGAGUAAGAAUGGGGAGGUGGUUGAGUUGGGACUGGCUGUGAGAAGCGCACGGCUGUGGUAUCACGAUGUAUAAUGGCGUUCUGCGGUGAUUUCAUGGCUUUUCGGGGGUUAGAUACACAAUAUUGCGCUGAGAUGUAUAGUUCAUGCAUUUUUGGACGGGCGGCAAAUAUACCGGCUCGUAUAUACAGAGCAGGUGCUGUGGUAGGCAGGUAGACGGUCAUAUUCUACAUAUUUUGUAGGUGAUAGAGUGGACUGGGUGCAAUAUUAUACACGCUCGAGUAGGUGCAUUCCAUCACCCAUUAGUAUUUCAAAGAAAAUAACUACCUA
This is a messenger RNA of Annulohypoxylon maeteangense, 1565 nucleotides long. Its product is annotated as peroxisomal membrane protein 4. The transcript has a single exon. NCBI's taxonomy places the organism in Eukaryota, Fungi, Ascomycota, Sordariomycetes, Xylariales, Hypoxylaceae. The coding region runs from base 484 to 1203 and encodes 239 amino acids. The record is from RefSeq and is a predicted model, not a curated record. Gene Ontology annotation, cellular component: peroxisomal membrane.